AUGGUUGCAAUAGAUCCAUUAUUACUCGGUUCAAUAUCUUUUUUGCUUCUUGUGGCUGUUUUCAUUAUUGUAAGGAUAAUUAAACUGAAUGCCGACGAACGAGAUGCUCAUCGCCGUACCGAGGCCAUUCGCGCAAUGGCUGCUGCAGACGACCGACGUCAGAAUCUAGACCGGAGCGCAGCAGAAGGUUAUUCGACUGUGAAGCAUUAUCUUGAUAAGAAGCUUUUAAAUCUUGCUACGAUCGCCUUGUUUUCAGUCAUUGGAGGGCAAAGAACUGGCAGAACAAGGCGUCGUAUUCAUCAUGUAGAUGAUGACUUUAUUGCUGCUAUGAUGGACAAUGGUCGAAGUAACGUAGAUGAGGAUGUCAUUACAGAAGGUGAAGAAAUGCUCUUAGAAGCCCCAACAGCAGAUGAACACAUUGGGAAGAAGAAGUUGGCUAAGCUGCAAGCAAAAGCUGAAAAGAAAGCUCAAAGAGAAGCGGAGUUGGCUGAAAGGGAAGAACGAAAGAAGAGAGAGCAAGAAAAAGAAGAACAGCGGGAGAGGGAAAGAGAAAGGGAACGCCUUGAAGAAGAAGCAAAAGAGGAGCGUGAGCGGGUUGAACGUGAAGAACGUGAAAGACGGGAGGAAGAAGAGUAUCAGAAGCUGAAAGAAGGAUUUGUUGUCGAUGAAGAAGGAUUCGACCAGCUUGAGGAGGAGGAAUCUGCAAAUUUGAUGCUUUCUGUGACACGCCAGAAGACUUUUGAGCAUAAAAUCCAAAGGAAACUGAAAGUUGUCAACAUGGAUGAAUUGGCAGCACACUUUAACCUUCGUACUGAAGAUGCACUUAACCGGUUACAUUACUUCUUAGAAAAUGGUAUGCUUACUGGAGUUACAGAUGAUCGGGGAAAAUUUAUCUAUAUUACUGAAGAUGAACUACAUGCAGUUGCCAAAUUCAUCAAUCAGCGAGGAAGAGUUUCCCUUGCAGAACUAGUCCAGUAUAGCAAUAAGCUUAUCAAUUUGGAAGCUCCAACGACUAAAGAACAGACAGUUGCCACGUAG
Messenger RNA from Enterobius vermicularis (human pinworm), 1038 nucleotides. Lineage: Eukaryota; Metazoa; Nematoda; Chromadorea; Rhabditida; Oxyuridae. The record is from the annotation of a GenBank genome assembly.